UUCAAUCAUGGCAUCAAUCCUGCUCAAAACCCUAAAUGGCUUCGGUGCCAUCACUUCUCCUCCCAAAUCCUCUCCCUUUCGUCCCAAUUCUACCAGAAUUUCUCCCAUUUCUUGGCGGAAUAGCUACUCCCGGUUUGGUUUUUCAGUUCAUUCCCGUAAUCCCUUGUUUGAUGAUGCCUUUUCUGUUGGAUUUGGAGACGUGAGCCGGGCCUUUUUGGCUUCUAAUGUGGUAUCUAGUGGUGGAUCUGGUGGUGAUUGGGGUUUUCCAGUGUGGGAUGAUGUUUUUGUAAUCUUUCAAUGGUACUUAAUGGCUCUUGAUGAACACCCAGUGUUAACAGAUGUUAUAACAUCUGCAUUUUUAACUCUUAUCGGAGAUAUAAUCUGCCAGCUUGUAAUCGAACAAGCAUCUAAAUUGGAUUUAAAGCGAAGCUUAAUCUUUACAACUGUAGGAUUUGUGUUGGUGGGCCCCACGUUGCACUUCUGGUAUUUAUCCUUGAGUAAUUUGGUAACAACAACUGGUGCAUCAGGUGCAUUUUUACGUGUAUUGCUUGAUCAAUUUCUCUUCACUCCCAUCUUCAUAGGAGUUUUUCUGUCCUUAGUUAUUAUCUUAGAGGGGAGGCCUUCUCAAGUUGUGCCAAAGCUUAAACAGGAAUGGCCUUCAACACUGGUAGCAAAUUGGCAGUUAUGGAUACCUUGUCAAUUUCUCAUCUUCCUAUUUGUCCCCCAACAAUUUCAGGUUCUUGCUGCUAAUUCUGUGGCUCUUGUCUGGAAUGCUAUACUGUCAUUCAAAGCUAAUAAAGAAGUGGUUCUGAAAUAGAGAUAUUACUUCUCAAGUAUUCGGAGAAUAACUAAGAUCAAAAGUAUUGGCAAAAUAUAUUCAUGCUGAUAACCAAGAGCCUCAUUUGGUUAUCUGUGAGUGAAAUCACAUGGAAGUGAAAUUGCAGUGUAAGUGAAAAUGUUGUAUUUUAACUUAUAUAAUUUUGUUUGGUUUGUUGUAAUUGAAAAUGAUGCAUUUAUUUUUUAUUUGUUUGG
Dioscorea cayenensis subsp. rotundata (Guinea yam) is the source of this 1032-nucleotide messenger RNA. Its product is annotated as protein Mpv17-like. The transcript has 8 exons. The record is from RefSeq and is a predicted model, not a curated record. The coding region runs from base 8 to 817 and encodes 269 amino acids. Lineage: Eukaryota; Viridiplantae; Streptophyta; Magnoliopsida; Dioscoreales; Dioscoreaceae. Gene Ontology annotation, cellular component: membrane; cytoplasm.